Molecule: messenger RNA, 613 nt
Organism: Carassius carassius (crucian carp)
Lineage: Eukaryota; Metazoa; Chordata; Actinopteri; Cypriniformes; Cyprinidae
Exons: 3
Coding region: 118-597 (159 amino acids)
Source: RefSeq, a predicted model, not a curated record
GUUCCUUUUUAAUGUGUUUGUGGCAAGUUAUUUCCUGUAUGUGUUUCCUCCUCUACAACAUUUAAGAGCAGUACAUCCUUGUAGACUCAAAGCACUAUCUGUCGUCCAUCAGUCAUCAUGAAUCUAAUAACCGCAUUUCUGCUAAUGAUCCUAACAGGACAUAGCACAUCUGAAUAUCUGCAGACACUCAUCUGCCCCUAUGAGAACAAGAGUAUAGCUCUGAACAGACCCAGGGUGUGGUGCAAAAGAGAUGCCCAGGAUGAAAACUGCUGUACAGGCUUCGCUUUCCAGCCAGGUGUCACCGUUUUGGAGCAAGGCAACAUAGAUGUGAAAGAUGAUGGAAAGUCCUUCACCAUCUUGGUAAAGACUCUCACGCAAGGUGAUGGAAUUUAUUGGUGUGGGCUCAUGACUGAAAAUAAGAACAUCGUUAAACUGGCUGAGAAUUACUUUACCAAUGCUACAUUUAACUUUGCUUGGUCCAUCAUCCGCUGGAUUAUAUUUAUUUUGCUCCCUGCGACGAUCAUUGCAACUCACAUUUAUUCAAACAGUGAGUCCUCACAAACCAGCACAAUAAUAAAAACCUCAAUAGCCAACUAAAAAAUGCUUUGAACAC